GCGGCUUCGCUGCGGCCGUGCCUUCGUGAGAGACCAAGGAAACCAAAACCAUCGCCCCCAGAAAAAAACAUCUCGAGAAAACAAACGAAAAAUCCCCAAUCCAUGAAGCCCACCACUGUGUCGCCUCCCGCGGCGGCGCCGGCCACCGACGAUCCCUCGCCAUCGCACUCCGACCCCGCCUCGGCCACUUUCUCGGUCGAGCGCCGCGGCGACGCCUCCGCCUCCUGCCGAUGGACCCUCCCGGACUUCCCCCGCACCCGCGCCCGCACCUUCUACAGCCGCUACUUCGAGGUCGGCGGCUUCGACUGCCGCCUUCUCCUCUACCCGCGCGGCGACACCCAGUCCCUCCCGGGAUACCUAUCCCUCUACCUCCAGGUCCUCGACCCCAAAACCCCAUCCUCCUCCUCCUCCUCCACCACCACCACCACAUCCUCCAAAUGGGAUUGCUUCCUCAGCUACCGCCUCUCCGUCGUCCACCCCUCCGAUAACUCCAAGUCCCUGGCGCGCGAUUCCUGGCACCGUUUCUCCUCUAAGAAACGUUCGCACGGCUGGUGCGACUUCGCUCCAUCCGCCGCCGCCUCCUUCCUCCUGCCGCCCCACGAUUCCCUUGUCAUUGCUGCCGACAUUUCGGUGCUAUCGGAGACCGCCUCCUUCUCCGAGGCCGACGGCCGUUUCACCUGGAAGGUGUUCAACUUCAGCCUGUUCCGGGAGAUGAUCCGCACACAAAAGAUCAUGAGCCCCGCAUUCUUCCCUGCUGCCGCCGCUGCUGGUGGGAGUGACUGUGGACUCCGGAUUAGUGUCUACCAGAGUAAUGUAUCUGGUGCAGAACAUUUAUCGGUGUGCCUCGAGGGCAAGGAGCCCGUGGUUCAGGCAACCUCGGCGUCAUCUGCGUCAGCAUUGGCGGCAACUAGUGCAGGGAGUGGCGUGCCUGAUGCUGACCGUGGUUGCUGGUGUCUUUUCCGUGUUUCAAUCCUUAAUCAGAAGCCUGGGGGGAGCCACAUUCAUAGGGACUCAUAUGGGCGGUUUGGAGCAGACAGUGCCAGCCUUGGAUGGGGGGAUUACCUGAAGAUGGAUGAGUUUUUGGCUGCCGAUGGGGGUUACCUGUUUGAUGGGGCUGUGGUGUUUAAUGCCUCGGUGCAUGUGAUCAAGGAGUCUAACUCAUUCACUCGUAGCUUACCACCGGUGGCGGGCAUUAGUGGUGCUGGGGGUGGACGAUCUGGGACUAGAAAGUCGGAUGGGCACUUUGGGAAGUUUGUGUGGAGGAUCGAAAACUUCACAAGAUUGAAGGAGCUGCUCAAGAAGAGGAAGAUCACUGGUUUGUGCAUCAAGAGCAGACGAUUUCAGGUCGGGAAUCGCGACUGCCGCCUUAUUGUUUAUCCACGGGGGCAGUCUCAACCACCAUGCCACCUCUCAGUGUUUCUGGAAGUGACAGAUCCCCGAAAUACUACGAGUGAAUGGACCUGCUUUGUGAGCCAUAGAUUGUCUGUUAUCAAUCAGAAAGGGGAGGAGAAGUCAAUCAUGAAAGAGUCUCAAAAUCGUUACUCUAAGUCAGCAAAGGAUUGGGGUUGGCGUGAAUUUCUGACAUUAACUAGCCUCUUCGACCAGGAUGCUGGUUUUCUUGUACAGGACACUGUUGUGUUCUCUGCAGAGGUUCUCAUUCUGAAGGAAACUGCAACUAUGCAAGAGCUUAGUGACGAAGAUUCUGAAAUAUGCAGUUCAAGUUCUGGAUAUCAGAUUGAUACUUUACCAAAACAUCCGUCAUUUACGUGGAAGGUAGAAAAUUUCUUGUCCUUUAAGGAGAUUAUGGAGACAAGAAAAAUUUUCAGUAAAUAUUUUCAGGCUGGUGGCUGUGAGCUGCGGAUAGGUGUAUAUGAGUCAUUUGAUACAAUGUGCAUAUAUCUGGAGAGUGAUCAGUCAUCUGGGGUUGAUCCUGAUAAGAACUUUUGGGUACAUUAUAAGAUGGCUAUACUCAACCAGAAGAACUCUUUGAAAACCGUGUGCAAAGAAUCUUCAAUUUGCACAAAAACAUGGAACAAUUCAGUUCUCCAGUUUAUGAAGGUUUCAGACAUUCUGGAUCCUGAAGCUGGCUUUCUUGUCCGGGACACUAUUGUCUUCGUUUGUGAAAUCAUAGACUGCUGUCCAUGGUUUGACUUCUCUGAUCUCGAGGUAUUUGCCUCAGAUGAUGACCAGGAUGAGUUGUCAACAGAUCCUGAUGAACUUAUCGAGUCUGAAGACAGUGAUGACAUGAGUGGUGAUGAGGAAGAUAUGUUCCGGAACCUCCUCUCAAGAGCUGGAUUUUCACUUACAUAUGGAGACAACUAUACUCAGCCGCAGGUUACCUUGAGAGAGAAAAUUUUGACGGAUGCUAGUGCGAUUGCUGGAUUUCUUACUGGCCUGCGUGUUUAUCUGGAUAACCCAGCAAAAGUGAAGCGCAUGCUUCUUCCUGCCAAAGUGUCCACCAAGGGUGGUGGAAAGAAAGAUUCCUCAAAGUGUGAUUCAAGCUCCACAAGUCUCAUAAAUUUGUUGAUGGGUGUUAGCGUCUUAAAGCAAGCUAUAAUUGAUUUGCUUUUAGAUAUAAUGGUUGAGUGCUGCCAACCUUCAGAUGAAAGAUCACCAUAUGGCUCCUCCUCCUCAAGCUCUAAAACUGCUCCUGAUUCAAAUGGGGCUAGCUCUCCAUCAGAGCUCAUUGUGGAAGGCGAACAAACAGAAUGUGCAUGCAGAAAUCAGUAUGAAACGGCUGAAUCUGAUACUGUUAAUUUUGGGCGUAAUCUUGGAUUAGAAAAUGCAGAGCUAAAUGCAAAUGAGAUGCCUGUCAAGAUUCUAGAACAGUCCAGUUAUCCUCCAGAGACACCUGCCAUCGAUCUGCCAGGGGAUGAAAGUUCUGAUCAAGCUUCUGGGACAAAAUGGCCAGACCAGUCAGAGGAACUGUUAGGACUGAUUGUUAAUUCAUUGAAGGCACUAGACUGUGCUGUUCCACAUGGAUGCCCUGAACCAAGAAAGCGGCCUAAGUCUGUCCAGAAAAUUGCACUUGUACUAGAGAAAGCUCCAAAGAAGCUUCAACCUGAUUUCAUCGCCCUUGUACCAAAGUUGGUUGAUGGGUCUGAACACUCACUUGCUUCUUGUGCCCUUUUAGAUCAUCUUGAAAAGGCAGAUGCUGAGCCAUCACUGAGGUUACCGGUUUUUGGUGCCUUAUCCGAGUUAGAAUUUGAUGCUGAUGUCUGGAAACGAGUAUCUUUUCAUGCACUUGAAUUGUUGUCUGAUUCAAAUGAUGAGCCUCUUGUAGCAGCCAUUUCAUAUGUUCUCAAGGCGGCAUCACAGUGCCAGCAUAUUCCUCAAGCUGUUAGAGCUGUUCGAUGGAGAUUAAAACGUUUGGGUGCUGAUGUUCCACCGUGUGUGCUUGAGUUUUUGUCUAAAACGGUGCAUAACUGGCCAGAUGUAGCUGAAGCAUUAUUGAAGGAUAUUGAUUCUGAGCCUGAACCUGAUAACAGUUGUCUCUCCACGCCUUCUAGUACUUGUAGUAAAGAUGGGCUUUCAGCUGAAGGGAUGCCUUCUUGGCAAGAGCAAGCUGUACAUGGAAGCAAUCAUCUAUCAGAUGUUUUUGUACUCAUAGAAAUGUUAUCAGUACCUGGAUUAUUUGUGGAAGUUGCACGGGUUUUUGAAAGGGCUUUAUUGCAAGGGGCCUUUGGGCUGCAGUUAGUAGCCAUGGUGUUGGAAAGACGGCAUUCUCACAAGUUAAGUUCAAAGUCUGGGGCUGUCGUGUAUGAUUUACAGAGCAAACAAGUUUUAUUAGAUGGGCAGUUUGAACCCUCGCCCAUCCAAGAAGGUGAUUUCACUUCAGUCCUUGCACUUGGUGAGGUAUUGUCUCUAUCUACCUCAGCGAGGGUCCAAGACUUCGUGCGGAUGCUUUAUGCCAUCAUGUUUAAGAUCUAUGCCGAGGAUCAUUAUAGAUGCAGAUUUCUGAAGGGCCUUGUUGACCGGGCAACAAAUACCUCAGAUAACUGCCGAGAAGUUGACAUAGAUAUGGAUGUCUUGGUAUUUCUUGUUAAGGAGGAGUUUGGAAUUGCUAGACCUGUUCUAAACAUGAUGCGUGAAGCUGCUGAAGUUGCUCAGGCCGAUCGUGCUAAUCUUUGGCACCAAAUAUGUGCUACUGAGGAUGAGAAUAUUCGUUUGAGGGAGGAGAUGGACAUGGAGCAAACUAAAUUUACCAAUGAAAAAGCUGCAUUAGCCCAACGACUAACUGAGUCUGAGGCAACUACAGGACAUCUAAGGUCUGAACUAAAAGCCGAGAAGGAUCGUUAUAUUCGGGAGAAGAAGGAACUCUCCAGGCAGAUGCGGGAGAUUGAGAAUCAGAUGGAAUGGGUGCGAUCAGAGAAAGACGAGCAAAUUGCAAAGCUAUCUGCUGAUAGGAAGAAUCUUCAUGAUCGUGUUAGUGAAGCAGAGACACAACUAUCACAGUUUAAAGCACGGAAACGCGAAGAAAUAAAGAAAGUAACUACUGAGAAGAAUACAUUGGCAGAGAGGCUGAAGAAUGCUGAAGCUUCAAGGAAACGAUUUGAUGAUGAAUUAAAACGACAUGCAGCUGAAACACAGGCUCGCGAAGAGAUUAGAAAAUCACUUGAGGCUGAAGUAAGGAGGCUGACACAUGAAGUUGGACAAACCGAGGGAGAAAAGAAAGAAAAAGAAGAUCAAAUUUCUCGCUGCGAAGCUUACAUUGAUGGAAUGGAGUCAAAAUUGCAAGUUUGCCAGCAAUAUAUUCGUACUCUGGAAACAUCACUUCAAGAAGAGAUGGCUCGGCAUGCCCCACUGUAUGGUGUCGGCGUGGAAGCUUUGUCACUGGAGGAGCUUGAGACCCUUGCAAACAUCCACGAGCAGAGUUUGAGACAGAUCCAUACAAUCAGGCAAAGGAAAGGCAGCAGCCAUCUCUUGAGUGUCCCUGGCUUGUUCCCCUCGUCUUCGAUGGCUGUUGGGCCGCCUUCCUCAUUGAUCCACACGUCCUCCAUAGCACCUAAUGGCGUGGGUACCCAUGGAAACGGGCACAUGAACAAUGCGGUGGACCGCUGGUUCAAUCAAACCUAGCCACGAGAUGCAACUGCAAGCGGAAGGCCCGAAGAUGUCCAUUUUGUGCAUUGGUCUGAUAGAUCCCAUUCACCAGCUGCCGAGCAAUCUGGCGUGGCAGCCUUUUUUGUUCUUGCCUUUCCGUUUGGCUUCUCGCUUUGUAUUCUGGAGUGGUAGUGCUGUCGGCUCGAGAUGUCAUGGGCGCCCGUCAAGGGGCUCCAUGUGGAAUAAGCUGUAAUAACAAAGAGAUCCGAUGGAACUAUCAGGUGCAAGUGGAAGCUAUGGAAAUGGUUGAUAUCACCCAUUGCUUGAUUAUUUUGAAAAGCACUGGGAUUCC
Triticum urartu is the source of this 5392-nucleotide messenger RNA. RefSeq names its product TRAF-like family protein. Gene Ontology annotation, molecular function: protein binding. Lineage: Eukaryota; Viridiplantae; Streptophyta; Magnoliopsida; Poales; Poaceae. The record is from RefSeq and is a predicted model, not a curated record.